AUGCUAAUCACUCACUUGCAAUAUAUAAAUCCUUCCUCUUUUUAUUUUCUUAGUCUAAUCAAAACAAGAUCGUAAAUAUCUCUUUUCGUGAUAAGCUUUAACUAAAUUGAACGAUUGAUAAUUACUUAAAUAAUAAAGAAGUUAGCGUAAAAAUUAAUUGAAACAAGAAAAAGAAAGAAACUUACGAAAAAAUAAAAGUUAAGAUUUCAUAUAAUAAUCAAAACAAAAAAAAUAAUAAAUUAUUAUAAUAAUAAAAGGAAAGAAUUCGUAAAUAGCUUAACACUCCAUCUACUUAUUUUAAUUAUAAUUUCAAAGCAAAGGAAGCAAAAGCUUAAAAGACAAAACAAACAAAUAAAUAAAUAGCAUUCACAAAAUUUAUCUUUAUAGAGAGUAAUAAACUAAUUCCUUAUGAAGGUGAAUUAAAAAAGAAAUUCCUAUACAAAUUAAUAAAAUUAAGCUCUCUUUAGUAGGCAGUAGUAGUAGUAGCCAAUAAAUUCGGUAUCAUGCAAAAAUCUUAAAUCUGAUUAGUAUAGCAUUUAAGAUUUGAAUAAGUUCAGUCCUAGCAAAAUGGGUGGUAAAAGUAAGUAAAAACUUAUAGAAUUCUAAGUACCAAGGGCAAAUUUAGAUUUAUCGAGCUAAUAGUAGGGAAAUAAGGAGUAUUUAUAGAUUUAACAAUAGCAUUAGCAAUCAUACGGAAACAUAUCUUCAUAAAAUUUUGGUUUAUAAUACUAAAAUAAUAAUUAUUCAAGCCCUUCUUCUUUUGCAAUAUCGAGUUCAAAUUCACAUUAAAAAUAUAGAUCUCACUCAUCUUCUAAAAUAUUAAGGACACUAGAAAAUAGUUUAAGCAACAACAUAAAUAAUCCUAGCGAUCAAAUAUUUAAUUCUCUUUGUAAUUAGAGUGCUAAUUAAGGAAAUGUUAUUAAUAAUAGUUAGUUGUAGCAUAGCUCUAGUUUAAACACUGCAGCGAGCAGUUCGAAUAAUAACAAUAAUAUGAGUUAGUUGAAUUUAUCUUCAAUAAAUACAGCUAAUAUGAGUUGCAAUAGUCCUAGCAAUUUUAUGAAUUUACAAAUGUCAUUUUAAAAUGGAUUUACAGCCUUGAAUAAUAGCAUUUAAAACCCAAUAAGUCCUAACCCUUUUACAAUAAAUAACACUUCUAUGAUUUAAAACUAAUAAUAAAUUACUCCAAUAUCUUUAAAUUCUUAAAUGAAUAGCUCUCUUUACAGUGUAAACAAUGGAUAGGUAUCUUCUUAAGCCUAAACAAGUCAAGGGUUUAAUAUAUACAGCUAAUAAAAGCUACAAAUUUUAGCAUUAGAGCAAAUGAACAAAUGCAUAUAACUCAGUAGUUAUAAGGAAGCUUAGAAAAUUAUAGAAUCAAAUAACAUCACUGCUGAGGAAAUUUAUUCAUUUAAAGAAAGGUCUAACGAAAAUAUAAUUUUACAUAGCUUGGCACUGCGCUAGGAUUCAAGUGUAUUUUUAAAAUAUCUAGAUACCCACAUGACAAUAGAAUUUAAUUAAGUAAAUAGCUCAGGAUAAACUCCUUUAAUGCUUGCUUGCAUGAAAGGAAAUUAUGAUGUCGCUAGAUUUUUAGUUUCGCAUAAAAGUGUAGAUAUAAAUUCCUAAGAUCUCGCAGGUAACUCAUCUCUUCACUACGCCUGCAUGUAUGGAUAAAGAAAAAUUGUUGAGAUGUUAUUAGGGUAAAAACAGGUACAGUCUUAUAUAAAAAAUAAUGAUGAAAAGUAGCCAAAAGAUAUGACAUAAGAUUCAAAAAUAUUACAGCUAUUUAAUAAAUUUAGAAAAGUGAAUCUUGAUUAAAGUUAUAGCAGUGGUUCUGCUGCUAUGAACAUAACUUUAAGCUACAUAAAUAAGUAAGAUUUAACCAACACAAGCCAAUAUAAAGAUUCUCCAAGAACAAAUUCAAGGUCUAGACAAAAUAACAUUUAAAACUCUGCAUCUAAUUCUUAGCAUCAUAACAACUAACUCUAAAGAUCUCACUCUAAUUCAUCUCAUUCUUCUAAUCUUUAAAGUUUGCACUAUAAUUUUGUCAGCAAAUUAAAUAAAUCUACCACUAAAAAUACAUUUCUCACUCUGAAAUAAGCUCUUAAUUCAUAAAACUAAACUACUAUUUCAGGUUAAAAAAAUGAUAGCAAUCCAAAUUCAAACAAAGGAUCAUCUGUAAAUAGUCCAAUUAUAAAGCGCCACCAUUCUCCAAACAUACAUCUAUAGAAAGCUAAAUCUGCUAUACAUCCUCCUGCUGUAUCUACAUUUUUUACACAAACUUAAUAGUAAGCAAAUAGUCCAACUGAUUUUAUACUAAAAGGAUUAAAUUAACUUAACGAAUCACAAGUCAAUUUAGGUACCAGUAAUAAUUAUGUUAACAAUAAUCCAAAUAAUUAAACAAAUUAGACAGCUUCUUAAGUUUUAAAUAACUCUAUAAGCAUGAAUUAUUUCGAUAAGAAUUUCAUGACUCCAAAUAAUAAUAACAACAACAAUUAAAAUAAUCCUAAUUCUUAUUUAUCUUCUGCUGAAGGAAGCAAUAAAAAUUAACCAUCUUAACAAUUAAAUUAUUCCACACUGUAAUAAUAAAAUCAAUAAUUUAACCAAAGCAUGAAUGCAUUAUUUAAUUUACAACCUUUCUCUUAAAGCAAGAGUAUGAAUAACUUUCUUUAAUCAAAUACUUAAAGUCUAAACAGCAUAGCUAACUAAAUUCAUAACCCUAAUACCUUAACUUAGAUGAGCUAAACUUCGAGAUAAAUGACUUAAGGUUGUAACUAAAUGGAUAACGAAAGUGGUUCCUUAAAUUAUAUUCCAAUAAACUAUGGUAUGCUAGAGAGUGUGAAUGUUAGCACAAAUAAUUUCACCCCAUCAUAAUUGUAAUCAAAUAUAACAACACAAAAUAAUAUAGGAGAACCAAUAAAUGGAAAGAAAAGCAGUUAACCAAAUUUAAGUUAUGUAAUAAAUAACAGCAGUAAUCUAAAUGGUAACUAAAAGGCGGAAUAAACUUAAUUACUCUCUAAUGGCUAUGAAAAUGAAGGUAGUGCUAUCAAUAAUAUUUCUUUAGUAUCUCCUUCGAAAAGCAUUUCAAAUAAUACAUAAUAUUUCAAUUAUAAAACACCCAGCUAGACUAUCAAUAAUAAUUUGAACAAUGGUUCUCAAAAUCAUAACAGCACAGCCAAAACAUAGUGUAACUCACCACUUUUGUAGAGUGCAUAAAUGUAGCAUCACUUAAAUACGAUAAAUAAAAUUAUUGAAAAAAAAUAACGUAGCAGAAGCCAAAAUUAAUUUUCCAAAGCCAAAUCUUAAGUUGGACCAAUAGCUGUUAAUUAAAAUAAUAACAAUACAAACAGUCAACAAUCUUAAGCGCCUUCGAAUGCAUAAGCAAAAAUUUCAACUUUUGGUACAAAUGCUGCUGCAUCAACUCCAAUGAAUAAAGAUUAAGCUUAAGAAAAUAAAAACAGUUCUGAUUCUAAUGAGAGUACAAAUAAUACUUUGCAAACAGCUUCUUAGUAAGCAUUUCAUUAAAGUGUAUCACUAAAGAUUCAAGGUUCAAAUAAUGUUAGUUAAACUAACAUCCUCACCAAUAAUUCAUGUGGACCUCUUUCUGCCACCUCAAAAGCUAAUUUUUUUAAUUCUUAGAAUUAAUCAACAAAAAAUAAAUAAAACUCACAAUAAAAUGUUUUAGGAGCAGGAGGUUAAUAUGCAUUUUAAUCUGCCUACACAUCUCCACAACUACAGUCAUCCUCAUUAUAACAAUUUAAUAAUUAAAUAGGUCAUAUUGACUAAAUAUUCUUAAAUUCUCAAACAAAUAAUCAAAACAAUUUAUAGUAGAAUCAGCAAGCUUUACUUAAAUAUUUGCCACAUAACAAAUAAUCUACACCAAACUAAUAAAGUUAAAAUAUUUCUCAAAUUCAACCAUAACAAAAUUUCCAACUGUCUUCUAAUUAAUCUUAACUGUACGGUAUAGAAAUAUACUCAGUUUAUGCACAUUUAGGUAGUGGUAAUUAUGGUGAUGUUUAUUUAGUUGAGCAUAAUAAAAAUAAGAAAAAGUACGCAAUGAAACUGCUUGACAAAGAAAAACUCAUAUAAAAAAAUAUGAUGAAAUAUGCAAUUGCAGAAAGAAAUGUAAUGCAAAAGUGCAAUUCUCCAUUUAUUGUAAAAAUGUAUCAUUCAUUUUAAACCGAUACACAUCUGAUAAUUACUAUGGAUUACUGUCCAGGAGGAGAUCUUUACACUUAUUUGUUAUAGAAAAAGAGGUUUGAAGAGGAAUUAGCUGUGAAAUAUUUAAGCGAAAUAUUGCUGGCCGUUGAAGAACUUCACUACCAUGAUGUAAUUUAUCGUGACAUGAAGCCAGAGAAUAUUGUGCUUGGUAGCGAUGGACAUGUUAAAUUAAUUGAUUUUGGACUUUCAAGAGAAAAUAUGGGAGAAGGAGUUGCUUAAUCAUUUUGUGGGUCAGCAGUAUAUUUAGCUCCAGAAAUAAUUAGCAAAAAAGGUCAUAACAAAUCAGUUGAUUGGUAUUAAUUUGGUGUGCUUGCUUAUGAAUUAAUGGUUGGCUAACCUCCUUUCAAUCAAUUAAAUCGCAAAGAAUUAUACUUCAAUAUAUAAAAUAAAAAAGUCGAAUAUCCUCCUUACUUAUCUUUUAAAGCUAAAUCUUUAAUAUCAGCACUUUUAAAUAAGAAUCCUGAAGAAAGAUUAGGAUCAGGUCGUGCUGAUGCCUAACAAAUAAAGGAUCAUCCAUUUUUCGAUUAAAUAAACUGGUUUGAUGUUAAAUAAAAAAUAUUUGACAUGCCUAAGCCUCCAGCUCCUAAUCCUAUCAAAGACUUUAAAGUAGACAUAAAAAUAAAUAAAAAUAAUUUAAGUACUAACUAAUUAAUACCUGGAUGGUAUUACAUAGAUGAAUAAGAAUUAAUUUGA
Messenger RNA from Tetrahymena thermophila SB210, 4908 nucleotides. Its product is annotated as Serine/Threonine kinase domain protein. Gene Ontology annotation, biological process: protein phosphorylation. Gene Ontology annotation, molecular function: protein binding; protein serine/threonine kinase activity; ATP binding. The record is from RefSeq and is a predicted model, not a curated record. The transcript has 7 exons. Lineage: Eukaryota; Ciliophora; Oligohymenophorea; Hymenostomatida; Tetrahymenidae.